Messenger RNA from Oncorhynchus mykiss (rainbow trout), 2067 nucleotides. RefSeq names its product growth/differentiation factor 9. Gene Ontology annotation, molecular function: cytokine activity; growth factor activity. Lineage: Eukaryota; Metazoa; Chordata; Actinopteri; Salmoniformes; Salmonidae. The record is from RefSeq and is a predicted model, not a curated record. Gene Ontology annotation, cellular component: extracellular region.
CCUGGGUUGAUUGCGCACACCUGUUGAACUUCAGUGACAUGUGCAUAGGUUUAUUGACCCGAGGGAGUUCUCCAAGUUUUGACGGACUGAUUGACAAUGGAGACUCCUCUCCACUUGACUAUUGUUCUUAAUUACCCGACCUCUAUUUUACUACUCUUGAUCGGCGGCUUUUCUCUUGGAUCGUCCCCGACCACGUCAAAUCUAGCUGACGAGUUUGGCGAUUUUACUUUGUACCAACAUGGCAAUAUCUUGUCACCCCUUCUGAAGGCGCUGACAGCACAGGGAGUUCCAUGGCAAGACACGGCCCCAAGAAUGAAACCUGAUUCGAGAUAUGUUCGAUACAUGAAAAGACUGUACAGGAUGUCUUCGAGACAUGAGAGGAGUUUGGAAGGGAACAACCACCUGUACAACACAGUUCGACUUAUAACCCCGCGGGGUGAGUGCCUGGAGCAAAGCAAAGAGUUCUUCAUGCAACACCUCUCCUACAAUCUGGACCGUGUCAGAGUCAAGGAGCAGCUCCUAAAGUCUGUCCUGCUGUUCUCCUUCGACCAAGAGCAGGCCUUGUCCAUGACUACCCAAUGUUACCUAGAUGUGAAAGAGCAGGCUGCCCAGGAUCAGUGUCUUCUCUGCCCCAGCACCCAUCACUCAGUCAACUUCCUGUUCCACACGGACCGCAGGAGGAAGUGGGUUGAGGUGGACCUCACGGCGUUCCUCCGACCUCUCAUCCAGUCCCACAAGAAGGACAUCCAUUUGCUGAGCAACCUGACGUGUGUGGAGGGCAGAGGCAGGGAGGCUAAGGCUGGAGGAGAGAAGAGGAGCGGUAGGGGCCCCGUGGAGCUCCACCUAAGGUCUCCGUCCUUGCUCCUGUACCUCAAUGACACCAGCGAGCUGGCACACCAAAGAUGGCUGCCCACCAGGUCACAAGGUCAUCCGAGGUCAGCCAAUGAGAUGGACACCUUUGAGAGCCUGGCGGAGUUCAAACCAGAGCAAAGGAUCAGCCGGAGCAAGAGGAGAAGACUGAGGAGAGAAUCUCCAGAUCUGUUGAUGAACAACGCACGAGGCAAAACGAGCCCGAAGACCAUCCUCCCGGACCUCCUCCCGAGUUCUGACUUCCCUACGAGCGACUGUGCUUUGUACGACUUCAGAGUGAGCUUCAGUGAGCUCAAACUGAGCCAUUGGAUCAUUUUCCCCCACAGGUACAACCCCAGGUACUGUAAAGGCACCUGUCCCAGGGCUGUGGGGUUCAUCUACGGCUCCCCCAGACACACCUUCUUCCAGAACAUGAUCUACCACAUACUGGACUCCUCCGUGCCACAGCCUUCCUGUGUUCCCUUGGAGUACAUCCCCCUGAGUGUUUUAACCCUUGAAGGUGACUCCAUUGCCUACAAGGAGUUAGAUGAAAUGAUCGCUACGAGGUGCACAUGUCGCUAAAGGCCCACCUCCAGGGUCCGGCUCAAUUCCAUUUGAACUUGGUGUAAAAACUGAACAAUCUCAACUGAAAUUCCAAUUGUUCUCUAUACUUUUCAAUGUAAAAAAAAAAAUCCUAUCGCUCGGGCUGAUCUUCUUCGUUCUGGAAAUUGACUGAAUUGAAAUGGAAUUGACCCCUACCUCACUGUUUUACCAGCCUCAACACUUUGACUGUUAACCUACCUUCUGCAUCAACUGCCGUUAGACUUAUUCCAUCCUCCUCAAGCGCUUGACUUUAGCAACUUUCGCCUAUAGUAACAUCCUGGUCUGGGUACUUCAUGUCAAGUCAUCAGUGUCUUUGUCAAAACAUUAGUACGUGGAGUUAGAGAUUUUUUUUAUAUCUAGAACAGAUGCAGAAAAUAUGGCAUUGAUUUCCUUUGUUUACAUGUUUAUGUGAUUGGCAGGAAUGUUGUGAAGAUGUCCUAUCCCUGCACUUACUGUCUGGUUUGUUUGUUUUGUUUGUGUUUUUGCAUUGCGUUGACACAUGAGAACAUGGAUUGAUUUUUAAGUUAUUAUUUUUGUUUAAUUUAUUUUGGGUGUUCUGCCAUCUUUAGUCUCUUCUUUCACACUAACUGGUACAUCUGUUCUGGACAAAAUAUU